CUUCUUCCUCUCACUAAUAAUUUCUUCUUCCCCCCCAAAAUUCCCAUUUCCCAUUUCCGCCACCUCCUUUUUUUCACUCCGAUUCCUCUUGUCCCACCUUGUGGGGAGGGAAUUUGCAGUACGCUCUGGUAGGGAAGGGGGAAGAAGAAGGAGAUUAAAUUCCUCUGGCGGGGACAUCGCCAUGGCAGCAUCAUCAGCAGCUCCUCCGCCACCCCAACUCGGAGCUGCUGAAGCAGCAGCAGCAGCAGCCGGCCGCGACAACGGCAAUUCGAAUUCAGGCGAGAUUGAAGAGAGGAGCAGCAACAGAGGAGAAGAAGGAGACGGCGGCGGCGGAGGAGGAGGAGGAGGCAGCGGCGGCGGUAGUUACGGCGGAAACCGGUGGCCCCGGCCGGAAACAAUCGCGCUGCUGAGGAUAAGGUCGGAGAUGGAUUCGGUUUUCCGAGACUCCACUCCUAAAGCUCCAUUGUGGGAGCAAGUUUCCAGGAAGCUUGCGGAGCUUGGAUACCAUCGAAGCGCCAAGAAAUGCAAAGAGAAGUUCGAGAACGUGUACAAGUACCACAAGCGCACCAAAGAUGGCCGCACCGCCAAGCACGACGGCAAGACUUACCGCUUCUUCGAAGAAUUGGAAGCUUUUGAAGGCAAGCAACAGCUCCAAUCCCCCACCGCCGCUCCUCCUCCUCUUCCGCCCAAGCCGGCGCCGGCAUUAAUUACUCCGGCAUUGCCAAACCACAACACAAUUCCUCAUCAAAUAAUCCCCACUGUUCCAUCAGCGCACGGCAACAGUACUACUACUACUACUACUACUCCCCUUACUUCAUUCAACUUCACCAUCACCCCUCCGAGCAAUCUCAGCCCUACAGCUGUCACUCCAGCCGAGCCGAUCUCCUCAUCCCAGCCGCUGAAUCCCAGCCCGCAAAGCGUCUUCCACCCUUCCUACCACCACCACCACCACAACAAUCGCCAGGCCGCCACCGCCACCGCGCAUCUCUUCUCCAGCUCCACCUCCUCCUCCACCGCCUCCGACGAGGAGCCGAAGGAGGAGGCUCCGGCUGCCGCCGCGGGGACAGCAGCUACCACCCGGAAGAGGAAGAGAAAGUGGAACGACUUCUUCGAGAAGCUGACCAGAGACGUGAUAAGGAAGCAAGAGGAGCUCCAGAUGAAGUUUCUGGAAACCGUCGAGAAGCUCGACCGCGAGCGCCUGAUUCGGGAGGACGCGUGGCGCGUCCAGGAGCUGGCGAGGAUCAACCGCGAGCACGAGGUCCUGGUCCAUGAGCGCUCCACCGCCGCCGCGAAAGACGCCGCCCUGCUCGCCUUCCUCCAGAAGAUGUCCGGACAAGAAAUUCCUCGUCUCUCAUUGCCUCCUCCUCCGGCACCGAUAGCGGCUCACGCGAUGCCGCAGCCUGCUCCCGCGGCGCAGGCAUUGGCGGCGCCGGUAGUUCAAGCGAGAGAAGUUGUAAUCAGGAGAGAGAGCAGCAGCAGCAACGGCGCGGCGGCGGCGAGCGCGUCGAGGUGGCCGAAGGUGGAGAUCAACGCGCUGAUCGCGCUGAGGACGAGGCUGGACGAGAAGUACCAGGAGAACGGGCCGAAGGGCCCGCUGUGGGAGGAGAUAUCGGCGGAGAUGAGGAAGAUCGGGUACAAUCGGAGCGCGAAGCGGUGCAAGGAGAAGUGGGAGAACAUCAACAAGUACUUCAAGAAGGUGAAGGAGAGCAACAAGAGGCGGCCGGAGAAUUCCAAGACCUGCCCUUACUUCGAGCAGCUGGACGCGCUGUACAGGGAGAAGAGCAUCAGCACCACCGCCACCACCACCACCACGGCCAAGAUUGGAACAGUAAUGUCCUCGUCGCCGCCGCCCACGGAUGGUUACAUCGCGGCGAAUCCGUUGAGGGCGGUGGAGCCGGUGGCAGCAGCAAUGCCUCAGCUGCAGCAGCAAUGGCAGGCUCAUAGUCAUCCUGCUAAUCCGCAGCAGCAUGACGCCCACGACGAGGAAGAAGAAGGAGAAGGUGAGGAGGAUGACGACGACGAGGAGGAUUACGAGGAUUUGGAGACGGAGGACGAUGAAGAAGGCGUCGGGGUUCGCGGCGGCAGCAAUGGAGGUGGAUUUCAGGUUGUACAGAAUAGACCCAUAGCCGCGAACGAGCAGUGAGUGAAUUUUGAGAAAAUAGUAAAAAAUUCAAUUCGUUGGUGAAAAUAUUAUAUGACUCGAUUUUUAACGUGUGAAACUACAACGAUACUGUUUCUGUAACGGUAUCGUUGUAGUUUCGGAGGACGAAAUGAUUGAGUUAAACUAAGAUUAAGCAAACGUGAGGGGUUGUUGGUGGUGGUGGUGGCACUACAAAUGUGUGACUUCAAUUAUGCCCAUACACAUGGGACAGGGCGGAGAGAAGGAAAAGGAAGAUGGGGUUAGUUUUUGGGUUGGCAUUCUACAGUGGGAUCAUAAACAAAUUUUUUAUUUAUUUUUCUGUUGCUUUUUCUAUUUAAUUGUUUUUAUUUUAUUUUUUACGAAUUGUUUGUUGCAUAGAUAACACUGUGAAGAAAGAGAGGGGAUGGACAGGAUGAAUAAAGGAUAGUGAGAGAGGAGGAUUUUUUUUACUUUUUUUAUUAUUAUUAUACAGAGUUGUUUGUUGUAUUUAAGUUUGUGUCCAUAUAUAGAGAGAGGAGAUGAGGCGGAAAAGAAGAAAAGUGGAAGAAAUAAAAAAAAGGGGGAAUUUGCAGUGAUGUAUCUGUCUGUCUGUCUGUCUAUCCUUUUCUUUCUUUUUUCAGUAUGGGUUUGUGGGGGGAUGUAAUGAACUGUUUGGUGUGUUUGGUUUUUUGUUCUUUGUGUGUGGCCGUUUUGGGAGGAUGAUCUCACCUCAAUCAUAUUUCUUUUCACUUUGUUUUCUAAAAAUGUAUGGUUUGGGGUUGGAAGGUGGGAACCAAUGUAUUUCUUUCAGUAAUUAUUAAAAUUAAACUCCGAAACAAUGAUUAGAAAGUCUUCGGAA
This is a messenger RNA of Linum tenue, 2978 nucleotides long. Lineage: Eukaryota; Viridiplantae; Streptophyta; Magnoliopsida; Malpighiales; Linaceae. The record is from the annotation of a GenBank genome assembly.